AUGGGUUCUUUUCAGACAUACGCUGGCUAUCUUUUCCUGGCCAUCAUCAUCAUUCGACUUGUUUCGAACAAGUUCAGACUAUCUGGCAUUCCAGGUCCAUGGCUUGCUGCGUAUACUCGACUGUGGAAGGUAUACGAUGUGUGGAAAGGCGACGCCCAUCAAAAUGCCAUCCAGCUGCACCGGAAAUACGGCAAGAUGGUUCGCAUCGGGCCUCGCCAUGUUUCAUUCAGCGAUCCAAAAGCGCUUCCAAUCAUCUACGGACUGGGAAAGGGGUUUAACAAGACUGCAUUCUUCCCGCUGCAAAGCAUCGUAUGGGAACAGAAACCACAGAUGAACCUCUUCUCCACCCGAGACGAACAAUAUCACCGCGAACAGAAACGAGCCGUCGCCAACGCGUACAGAAUGAAUUCGCUGUUGGAAAUGGAGUCGUCUGUGGACUCCUGUACGGAUGUCUUCAUCUCGCAGAUGGGCAAGUUUGCAGACGCAAAGAAACCGGUGGAUCUGGGGAUAUGGCUACAGUACUAUGCGUUUGAUGUUGUUGGGGAGUUGACAUUCUCGAAGAAACUGGGCUUUCUGGGAGAAGGACGCGAUGUAGAUGAUAUGAUACAGGCUAUUCAGGGACUGCUGCUGUAUGCGAGUGUGUGUGGGCAGAUUCCUGAAGCGCAUCCAUUUCUACUUGGGAAUCCACUGCUGCCGUUGCUUAUCCCGAGUAUGGAGAACUGGAAUCAAGUGCUGCGGUUUACCUUGAAGGCGAUGAGCUCACGCAUGUCGGUGCACAACGAUGGGAAAAUAGAGCAGGACAGCGACAGCACUGGCAAAGACAUGCUGUCCCGCUGGAUGGCCGUCCACCAAGCUGAUCCCGAACGCCUCUCCUCCCGAGACAUGAUCGUGCAUCUAUCCGGGAAUGUCUUUGCAGGCUCCGACACCACCGCCAUCGCCCUCCGCGCCAUCAUCUAUCUCCUCAUCACCCACCCGGACAAGCUGUCCAAAGUGCAAGCCGAGAUCGACACUGCAGCCCAACAAGGCCACCUCAGCAACCCCCUCUCCUACCGCGAAUCCCUCACCCACCUCCCCUAUUUCGCCGCCGUCAUGAAAGAAGCAAUGCGCCUGCACCCCUCCGUCGGCCUCAUCCUCGAACGCCACGUCCCCUCCACCGGCGCGACCAUCUGCCACCAAUACCUGCCCCCCGGCACAGUGGUGGGUAUCAACGCCUGGGUCCUCCACCAUAAUGAGGACAUCUACCCCGAUCCCGAAUCAUUCAUCCCCGAGCGCUGGUUAGACAGUUCGGCGGAUAAGUUGCGGGAGAUGGAGCAGAGUUUCUUUGCGUUUGGGGGUGGAUCGAGGACGUGUAUUGGGAAGAAUAUCUCGUUGAUGGAGAUGCAUAAAGUUCUGCCGCAGUUGUUGAGGACGUUUGAGAUUCGGCUUCAUGAGGGGAGGCCGUGGAAGACGCGCAAUGUGUGGUUUGUCCAGCAGGAGGGGUUCUAUUGUGAGUUGGUGAGGAGGUAA
Messenger RNA from Aspergillus wentii DTO 134E9, 1506 nucleotides. Its product is annotated as cytochrome P450. The coding region runs from base 1 to 1506 and encodes 501 amino acids. The record is from RefSeq and is a predicted model, not a curated record. The transcript is spliced from 2 exons. Gene Ontology annotation, molecular function: oxidoreductase activity, acting on paired donors, with incorporation or reduction of molecular oxygen; monooxygenase activity; iron ion binding. NCBI's taxonomy places the organism in Eukaryota, Fungi, Ascomycota, Eurotiomycetes, Eurotiales, Aspergillaceae.